AAGUAAGAGAUUCGCUAAAAUCGCCAUUGUCGUUAUAGUAGCAUAUACCCAUGCAGACGUUGUGUGUUCGGACAGGUUGUACCCGGAAAGUCGAUUUAAAACAGCAAUUUGAAGAAGUAUACAAGCAAUAUUUCAUAAAAACUUCUAAGUAAUGUCGGACAAUUUUAAGAAGGAAAAAUAUUCAUGAUGGUUAGUGCUAUUUUAUGAAUAUUUGUCCGUUAAAUCCGGCGACAAAAGAUCUAGAGAAGUCUUUAUGUUUGUUAAGACAGUGUCUGGACACCUACUCUCCAUUUAUACGUUAUAAGAUGGGUGGUUGUUGCGAAGUGUUUGGGUCACCUCACUUCCCAGUAGCCCUUCUACUGUUCUUGGUUGCUGGUGCUGGUAUGGGAACCAGUAAGGCACUGGGACUCUACCUGAAGGAUAUCAGCCGACAUAUUAUUGGAACACCUUCAACGGAUCCAGAACUGCGAAUCGCCCUGGUCCUCUUCAAUGUAUUUGCUCACAUACCAGCUCUACUUGUGGCAGUCAUAUAUCGACAGCGCCCCUUACGUCGUGUCCUGCUGAUUGGUGGUUCUUGCAUGGUCUCUAUAGGUGUCAUGUUGACUUCAUUCGCUACAAACAAAGCUUCGAUUGGAAUCUUCCUCUCAGUCAGUGGUCUCGGAAAUUGUUUCCUCCUGACCUCGGCCUCUAUCGCACUGAAUGAUCUAGCCGGCGAACAUUUUAACCUCAUCUACAGCAUUUCAAUGAGUGGUUCUGGAGUAGGAACGGUGGCUUUGCCUGUCCUGACCGAAUAUCUCCAUCAGUGUUACGGUUGGAGAGGUGCAAUUCUUAUCGUAGGUGCACUCAUGGCCAACAUCAUACCUUGUGCCCUAGCGGUGAGAUAUGGUACAACAUCCAAGGGGACGGGUAAAGACCGUUGCAGCUCAGAAGACGAGGAGGUUUCAGAAAGACAUUCGUACGAUAUACCAACCGGAUCCUCUACGACACGCUACCGUGGUGGAUAUAGAACAGAAGACGACACGGACUCGGACAGCGAUCCGAACCAUAUCUCACACAGGGAAUCUUAUCCAUUGAUGAGUCAUUCAGAAUCCUCGACUGACCUACGUGAGGACAACAGUGAGCUAUCUAACGGUUUCUUCACCACGCUAUGGGCCAGUUUACGCGCGUCGGAUUUUUACAUCGAUCCAGCAUUCAAUUUCUUCUUCUUAGCGAUGAUAUUGGUUUCUUUGGGUACUGUGGAUGGCACAACCUCAUCAUCCCUCACGCUUUGGAGAAAGGGUUAGCAGUAGAAGAGAUCCUACUUCUUACUCUCUCUACAGCUGUUGGCAGUGUGAGUGGCAGGAUCCUUGUCGGUCUUCUCUGUGACAACCGCUUUAGUCCAGUCACCAUAUACCUUAUAUGCACUCUCCUUGAUAUAGCUUCAUUAUUGUUGGACGUGUUUCUUUCAUCCCUCUACGUCAUCAUUGUGUCGUCAUUUAUCAGAGCAGGAACUAUAGGAGGGAGAGCAAUAUUGGGGACUCUUGCAGCCCGGGAGAGGGCGUCUACUGGCAAGAAGGAUAUUGUAUUUGCCCUUGGACUUUUCUGUUUCGGUAUUGGGAUUCUACUUGGGACCUCUUAUUCAGGAGCAAUCGCACACAUAUCAUCGCAUUAUGACGUCACAUGGUGGUUGGUAGCAGGGAUAUGUUUGGAGAUAGCCAUCUUCCUGACUGUAUUAGUACCCUUGCUUUUCAAGAAGAGAUGACCGUCGAAAAGGAUAGGCGAUGAUUAUCACGAUAAUACAUGAACUAACUUCUUUCAAUCAAGAUGAGGUGAAGAUUUUCAAGAAUAAGAGUUUUGUUUGGUUUCCCAGAUGGUACUCAAU
Molecule: messenger RNA, 1861 nt
Organism: Strongylocentrotus purpuratus (purple sea urchin)
Lineage: Eukaryota; Metazoa; Echinodermata; Echinoidea; Camarodonta; Strongylocentrotidae
Product: monocarboxylate transporter 14
Exons: 4
Coding region: 204-1283 (359 amino acids)
Biological process (GO): transmembrane transport
Molecular function (GO): monocarboxylic acid transmembrane transporter activity
Source: RefSeq, a predicted model, not a curated record